UAUCUCCUUAUGUUAGAAAAAAAGUUAUAACUAAAGUUGGCCACAGGUAUCUGUAUUUCUGAAACAAGAAUGGCUUCAGCUGUGUUCUACAACUCACUGAAUCCUUCCACAAUACUUUUCUCAAGAACCCACUUGCCAUAUAAAGACUCUUCAGCAGAAUUCUCACGUUAUAUUAACUAUAACUAUAACUACCACUUGAGAACCAACCCAAGUGGAAAAAGAAACAAACUUGCACAGGUGAGAGCUACAGUGACUGAGUCUCCAACAAAGGAUAGUGAAGCUGCUGGGUUGCAGACAAAGAAGAAGUUGAAGAUUUUAGUUGCUGGGGGUGGGAUUGGGGGGCUGGUUUUUGCUUUGGCUGCUAAGAAGAAGGGAUUUGAAGUAGUUGUGUUUGAGAAAGAUGUGAGUGCUAUAAGAGGAGAAGGUCAGUACAGGGGCCCAAUUCAGAUACAAAGCAAUGCAUUGGCUGCUUUGGAGGCUAUUGAUUUGGAUGUUGCUGAGGAAGUUAUGAGAGCUGGGUGUGUUACUGGUGAUAGAAUUAAUGGAUUGGUUGAUGGAGUUUCUGGUAAUUGGUACAUCAAGUUUGAUACUUUCACUCCUGCAGCAGAAAGGGGGCUUCCAGUGACAAGGGUAAUCAGCCGAAUGACUUUGCAACAAAUCCUCGCUCGUGCAGUUGGGGAGGAAAUUAUUUUGAACGACAGUAAUGUUGUUAACUUUGAGGAUAAUGGAGAUAAGGUUACUGUAGUGCUUGAAAAUGGACAGUGCUGUGAAGGUGAUCUUUUAGUUGGAGCUGAUGGAAUAUGGUCGAAGGUGAGGAAAAACUUAUUUGGGCCAAAGGAGGCCACCUACUCAGGCUACACCUGUUAUACUGGUAUUGCAGAUUUUGUGCCUGUUGAUAUCGAGACUGUGGGAUAUCGAGUAUUUUUGGGACACAAACAAUACUUUGUUUCUUCUGAUGUGGGGGCUGGAAAAAUGCAGUGGUAUGCGUUUCACAACGAACCACCUGGUGGUGUGGAUGGCCCAAGAGGUAAAAAGGAAAGGUUGCUGAAAAUAUUUGAGGGGUGGUGUGAUAACGUGAUAGAUUUGAUAGUUGCUACAGAUGAAGAAGCAAUUCUUCGACGUGACAUUUAUGACAGGACGCCUGUAUUCACUUGGGGAAAGGGUCGUGUUACUUUGCUUGGGGACUCUGUCCAUGCCAUGCAGCCAAAUAUGGGGCAAGGCGGAUGCAUGGCCAUUGAGGACAGUUAUCAACUAGCAGUGGAGCUUGAUAAAGCAUGGAAACAAAGCACUGAAUCAGGAACUCCUAUUGAUGUUGUUUCUGCUUUAAAGAGCUACGAGAGUGCCAGGAGACUGCGAGUUGCCGUUGUCCACGGAAUGGCAAGAAUGGCUGCAUUGAUGGCUUCAACUUACAAGGCCUAUUUAGGUGUUGGACUUGGACCUCUCUCGUUUUUGACAAAGUUUCGAAUACCACAUCCAGGAAGAGUUGGUGGAAGAUUUUUCAUUGACAAAGCAAUGCCCUUAAUGCUUAGCUGGGUCUUAGGUGGAAACAGCUCAAAACUUGAAGGCAGGUCAAUAUGUUGCAGGCUCUCAGACAAGGCGAGUGAUCAGUUGCAGAGAUGGUUUCGUGACGAUGAUGCACUUGAGCGUGCUGUUAAUGGAGAGUGGUUUCUAUUGCCAUCAGGAAGUGAGACAGUUGUUUCACAACCUAUUUGUUUGAGUAGGAAUGAGGACCAACCCUGCAUAAUUGGGUGUGAAACUCCUCAGAAUUUUUCAGGAAUGUCACUAGUGAUACCUUCCCCCCAGGUGUCUAAAAUGCAUGCUCGGAUCAGCUAUAAAGACGGUGCUUUCUUCCUGAUCGAUUUGCGGAGUGAACAUGGCACUUAUAUAACUGAUAACGAGGGGAGGAGGUACCGCGUAUCUCCUAACUUUCCAACUCGAUUCCAUGCAACAGAUGUUAUUGAGUUUGGCUCUGAUAAAAGGGCGGCCUUUCGGGUUAAGGUAUUGAGAUCUCCUCCAAAGAUUGAAGAGAAGAAGGAAGAGGGUGAAAUGCUUCAGGCAGUGUAAACAAUGUUGGUAAAUUUUUGGAGUUAACAGGAAUUGUAUAGCAUUUAUUUGGAUGCAGUGAAUCAGUAUGCAAAUCAGCUGCAUCUUUUACAAUAUAGGAUCAGAGUGGAGAACAUAACACAAGAAAUGUCAUACUUGAUUCUCCAGCUUUGCUUCUGUCAGAACUGGAACAUAAACAUUUAAUGUGUAAUUUCCAUUUUUUUUUUUUUUUUUCAAUUCAAGAAAAGGGAAAAGAUAUUUACUAA
Molecule: messenger RNA, 2309 nt
Organism: Pistacia vera
Lineage: Eukaryota; Viridiplantae; Streptophyta; Magnoliopsida; Sapindales; Anacardiaceae
Product: zeaxanthin epoxidase, chloroplastic
Exons: 16
Coding region: 70-2064 (664 amino acids)
Biological process (GO): abscisic acid biosynthetic process
Cellular component (GO): membrane; chloroplast
Molecular function (GO): FAD binding; zeaxanthin epoxidase activity; protein binding
Source: RefSeq, a predicted model, not a curated record